This is a messenger RNA of Fusarium vanettenii 77-13-4, 3006 nucleotides long. RefSeq lists its product as uncharacterized. The transcript has a single exon. NCBI's taxonomy places the organism in Eukaryota, Fungi, Ascomycota, Sordariomycetes, Hypocreales, Nectriaceae. The coding region runs from base 1 to 3006 and encodes 1001 amino acids. The record is from RefSeq and is a predicted model, not a curated record.
AUGCGGCGCCCCUCACUCGACCUGACGGAGCCGUCGCGAACAAUCGAAGAAGCCAAUGAACCUCCUUCAGACGAAAACAUGGACGAAGACAUUGAUCUCUCCAUGCCCCCAGUCGAAGACGACGUCCUAGAAGAGGACCCGAGGAUCUACACACCACCUCCCCGCAUCGCCGCCCGUUUCUAUCGACCAUCCCAGGCCCGUCGCAGAGAUUCGGCGGCCUCGUCGCGCCGAAACUCAAUCUCGUCAGCCCACUCUCGAUGCUCUUCCAUUCAGCCAGCCAGCCACCACGGCAACCAGCAGAGCAAAUAUGUGGCCCAACAUCUACGACGUGCCUCAUUCCUCGAGGACCGCAGGGCGCGCCUUGCUGACAGAGCCGCUCAUGCCGAAAAGGUCCGCCUUCGGGCAGCACUAGCUAAGGCAACCCAGCGAGAUACCACCCUGUCAGAAGAGCGCGCCAUCGCUGCACAACAAGCCAGAGAGCGCAAUUUGGCCGAGAUUGUGGCCAACUGCGCGGAAGAGGUCAAGAAGGCCAAGCAGGUGGCUGAAUUCAUGAAGGAGAAGCGAGAACAGGAUAUUGCCAGGAUGAAGGCCCAGAUUGAAGAGAGAAUGGCCGAGGCUGAGCGACGGAGAGAGGAACUACGAACCAAGAAUGCCUCGAGGCGGAGUCGGGGUCAGAGUGUUAUGACCAGGAAGCCCAUCGACCCCGUGCCUGAAGCGGUUGAGGAAGAAGCUUGUAAGCUCACGGAUGAAGAUGCCGCAGCCAGAAUUCAAUGGUGGUGGCGUGCAUGCCUCCGAAAGCGGAUGAUUCGCGAGUUCAACGACCUAGGGUUGACCGUGGACGGCAUUAGAGACACGCAUUUUGACACUGUCGUGGAACUACUCGCGCAGGACAGAGUGCUUGUCAUCACAGCACGGUUGCUCCGCCUAUGCGGCCUCCAAGAGGGCGAUGCCGGAUCCGUGGAAGAGAUGGCGGCAGUUCGCACAUUUCUGAGUGCAUUCCUUAUUCUUGGCCACCCUAACCAAGUUCUCAACACCAAGAACGACAAUGGCGAGGAAGAGGUUGUCGAUGUGCUGACGGCCCACCGACUUCCCUCUGGGGACCUUGCCAACCCGCAACUACAAGACUUGGUUGGCAAGGCGCGAGACUUGUUGAUCUCCUUUGAGAACAUCCUUUCUCGCUUGACGUCUGCGAAUGCAUACACCACACCCCCGACCCUACAGAACACACUCCCCGAGGCAUACGCCACCUUUUACAAUGCCUUUAUUGCAUGGAAGUCGCGAGACUCGGAUGCCUUGAUUGAGGUCAUGCUCAUGCAGUUUGUCGAGCUCGACGCAAUCUACCACACCGUCAAGGACACUACCGACGAUGCGGCGACGGCGUUAUACAAGAAGAGCAUUCAGGACAACCAGCUUAUGCUCAUUGUGCGCAUCAAGAAGUUGGCAGGUCAAGAGAGGGGCAAGAAGCUCAUCUUUGAUGCUGUCGGUGAGGCCAGGAGGUCUCGCGCCAAGAAGAAGAAGACUGGCGACACAAAGCCCCGUGUCGCUGAUAAUGCUGCAGGAGAAGCUCACGAGACGGCCAACAGCUUGGUUUCAUCGGAAUCUCAGACGCUCACUCCUCCUGCCACUCCGGCUAGCAAGGCUCAGGCCAAGGCCUCUGUCCCCAAGACUGGCCUCAACGGGCUCCUACCCAAUAACAGGGUUGUCGUUCACGAGUUGGCCAUCAACAAGGAGUACCAGCUUUCUCCUGACGAAUACAGGGAGCAGCAGGCAGAGCGUGCUCAACCCCUGUAUGAGCAGAUGAGGACCAUCAUGGACGACUCGGAUCACGCAGCCAACUUUAGGUUCUUUGCGGUGGUGGCAAGCAACAUCAAAGACAAGCUGCAGCGUCUCUUGAAGCCUGGCAACAGCAUGUACAACCUCAUUGGGGAGAUCCUGGACCCCGACAUGGCGGAACGGCAGUUUGCUCUGGGCAACUUUUCCUACGAGAGAUUCUUUACUGCCAUGGCGUCACUGCUUCCCAAGCUGUGCGCACCAUUCCGCGAUGAGGAGGUUAAGGACCUAAUCCAAAACAAGUUGGCCGAUGGUAACAUCAUCAACCGUGUUGAGGCUCUCAAUGGAUUCAUUGACCUAAUGCUUUGCGAUUACAUCAACUAUCUGAUGAAGAUCGCUGCGCCUCAACUUAUUGAGUCCGCCGCCCCGUACGAGGCCAAGAGGUUUGCCGAGGACGUGGAGAAGGGCCAACUGGGCCUUGCAGCGGCCGAGGCAAGCUGGAGAGCAGCUCGAUCCAAGGUCAUGACUGAGGUGCAGAAGAGAGACCCCGAGGGUAUCAACCACCCGAAGUCGCGACCUACGGCGAGCCGUUUCUACGCGCAGAUGCUUGUUGACAUCUUUACCAAGAUCUCGCCUACCCCUAUCGAGGAGGUUCCUGAGAUGCUUCGUCUUGACCAUGGCCGUAUUAGCCAGGUCUCAACCAUGAUCCAACGGAUCAUUACUGCUGGUGCGGUGCUACUUCAGUGCAAGAACCUCCUCAAGCGGGAUGUCCGGUCGGCGUGGAAGACGGAGGCAUCUCGCAUUAUGGCGGUGAUUGAGGCAGGCCAUCCUCUGGACACCACAGUGGAUGGUGUCAUGGCUGCUCUAGAAUCCGGACGGUCGAUGCCAGCAGCGACCAAGGGCCACCUCCGCGCCCUCGUUACCAAGGUCUUGACUGCAAGCCAGGAGAUGGCGCAACACGGACGUGAGCCUAGUGAGCCCGUCCUGCGUCUCCUCCUCACCCGCCUUCGCGGCAACAUCCUCACUCGUCUGGCUGCCGGUUCAGCGAGUGAGAAGGUCAAGGCUACCAACACGGCCGGUGAGAAACUCGCGAGCCUCGGACUGUCCGAGUUUGUGGAGCGAGUGAGAGAGAUUUCAGGUCUACUGGAGAAGGUGGGAACUGUCGACAGGGCAGCCCACGGACCAUGGUGGGAUGCAGUUGCGACAAAGGUUGAGCAAGAAGACAUGUCAACCUAG